This is a messenger RNA of Symbiodinium natans, 1680 nucleotides long. The record is from the annotation of a GenBank genome assembly. NCBI's taxonomy places the organism in Eukaryota, Dinophyceae, Suessiales, Symbiodiniaceae.
AUGGUAACGCUGCGGUGGCCAGGCCAGUGUCUGGUCAUCGCCUUUAUCUCCUUCACCUUCACGUUCGAUGCAGCACUUGCUGUUCGGCCAGGGCUGAAGAUUGAGCGUGGCAGGAGGCUCUCCAGGAUCUUCCAGAGCUUCCUGGAAGAUCAGACCGAUUUGGCGCGUGACUCCGACCGGAAUGCCGCUAAAGACGACCAGUGGCAGCGGCCUUGCGAGCAGUGCCAGGGUGCCUUCAUGAACUACUUCAGUGCCUUGCAGACAGCCACGAGGCCAAUUCUGGUGACCGUUGGCAUUGGAAUGACAAUAGUGGUUCUGACCUGGCUGAUGAUGGACACUGCGCAACUCUUCUUCCUUCCGGCUUUGUUCUACUGGAGCAAGCGGCUCAAGUUGUCGUCAGAGAUGGCCGCUGCGACGCUGCUGGCACUCGGCAAUGGCGCACCCGACAUGGCAGAUGCUGUGGCUGCUGCACAACUACAAGAUCUGCCAUUGGGAUUGAGCGAUUUAGGUGGUGCCAAUCUCUGUAGCCUUAGCUGGGGCAACUGCCUAUGCCUGCUGGUCGCCUACAUGGUAGAUCCAGACGCGAAAACUGCAGUAUUGGAACAUCAAGGACAUUACCUGGUGCUGCUGGCUUUCUAUGGCGGUGCUAUUGUCUUGCUGUCACUCAGCCUCCAACAAGCGACCGUCAACUUUUGGCAUGUGUGUGCCCUUACGGCGCUGUACGGUGCAUUCCUGUUGUAUCUGCUUGCGCGCAACAAGAUUGAGGAACAGAUGGAAGGAAUCUCUGGACCGACCGGCCGCCGAAGGAACAGCUCCACUCACGUGGCCAUGGAGGAUUCAUUGGCCUGCUUGAGCCCGCCCGAUGCGGACUCUUGGCGAAUCUCCUUCGCCUGGGCUCUGCUUCUCCCAUUUACGUUAGUGCGUAUGGCAACCAUUCCUCCGUGCGACUUGCGCUGGGACACUCCCCGACGUGUCUUUCACACGAUGUGCCCAACAGGACUCUACUUGCUGUGCCGGCUGCUGGGCUAUAUCCCUGCGCCCGACUUCAACGGAGGAGUGGCGACCGCGGUGGUACUCAUCCUGAUAACAGUCACGAUUUUCAUCACGGGCGGUACCUCUUCUUCUGCGAAGAUGUCAGGAAGCGCGUUGCCAUGGUUCUACUCUGGGAUGAGCCUGCUUGCCCUUGUGUCAUCAAUGCUUUGGCUUUCUGCGCUCUCUGAUGAAAUCACAGCUUCCCUUGAGGGGCUUUGCCGUUUUUACAAGAUUUCACGCUUGCGGUCUGGAUUUACGCUGCUGGCCUGGGGCAAUUGCGCUGGCGAUCUGGUUGCCGCCUAUUCAAUCUCGCUCAUGGGCGAGUUUUCCCUCGCUUUCCAUGGGCUUGUGGCAAGCCAGUUCUUUAAUGUCGCGGUCGGUUUCAGCGCAGCACUGAUGACAGUGACCUGGAAGUCAUCGGAGAAAACCCUCUUUGACAACGGCUGGCCUGUCGACAUUAGUCAUCCGCUACUGGCAUGCGUCGGCUCGAUCCUCAUCGUGGUGGCCAUGCAAGCUGUGUUUAGCCUGGUGGACUUGAACGUGCGCAGUCCAUGUUGGUCAGUUGCGCUGGCAGCCAAUUAUGGUACAUUCUUCAUCUACAUGUGGAUGAAUACAUCAGCCGAAGUACCGUACCAGCUGGCGGGGUGA